This is a messenger RNA of Salarias fasciatus (jewelled blenny), 1016 nucleotides long. RefSeq names its product fibroblast growth factor binding protein 2a (gene fgfbp2a). Gene Ontology annotation, molecular function: growth factor binding. NCBI's taxonomy places the organism in Eukaryota, Metazoa, Chordata, Actinopteri, Blenniiformes, Blenniidae. The transcript is spliced from 2 exons. Bases 102 to 740 code for a protein of 212 amino acids. The record is from RefSeq and is a predicted model, not a curated record. Gene Ontology annotation, biological process: cell-cell signaling.
CUGAACUCCCUCUUUGUCCGCCUCACCAAUAAAAAGCCGGCGUUCCCCUGAGCCAGAGCAGUGCCACUCGCUCGCCUGGCGUUCAGUAUCCAUCGGGCGCCAUGUGGACGCAGACCGCCGCCCUGCUGCUGGCCUGCUGCCUCGGGCCGGCUCAGGCCCAGAGCAUCUGGGACAACCCCAUCACGUUCAACAGCAAAGCCAAGGACGCCUGCACCAUGGCGGUCACCGGCCAGGGGGAGUACACCAAGCUGAGGCUGCUGUGCCAGAGCAGCAAGCGCUCCUACUGGUGCGAGUACCUGGGCAAGCCGUACGCCUGCCGCGCCUACAACAAGAACCCCCGCCACUUCUUCGUCCAGAUGAUGUGGGUCCUCAGGAAGCACCCCAACGCCUGCCAGGGGCCCAGGAGCAUCAAGCCCCACAUGUGCAGGAAGGAGCCCUCCGACGACUCGCAGAUGGUCUUCACCGCCGCCUCCUUCGCACAGUCCGAGGCUUCGCCCAGGACGGCGCAGAGACCCGGGGUGCAGCCGGCCAGGCCUCGGCCGGACACCACGGGGCCGGGGUCGGCGAGGCGGGCGGCCGCCAAGGUCCGAGUGCCUCCGAGAGCCAGGACGACUCAGAGGGCCGCCGCACGACCGACCCCGCCUCCGACCGAGAGCCACGCCAAGAGGCUGGCUCGACAGUACUGCUGGAGGUCCAUGCGGGGCGUCUGCUCCUUCAUCAUCGGCUUCAUUCCAAAGUAACGGUUUACGUGUGAGAUGAAGAUUGAUUGUGAUGUGAGAGGAGGCAGCCUGUGGAGGGAAACCCAGACUGUGGCUGCAGAGCUGCAGCGCCCCCCUCAGGAGGAGGGCCGCCACUGCAGGAGCUCACUGUGGAGCAAUCUCCCGCUAUUUAUACCUGUUCACUUGUAUAUAAUCUGCUCGUAUCACGUGAUAUUAACUUGAAUCAUGUUUUUUAUUUGGGCUUGAAAAAGCAGUGUUUUUUGUAUUUGUGAAUUUAUAAUAAAGUGUGAAAUUGUG